Nicrophorus vespilloides is the source of this 1067-nucleotide messenger RNA. RefSeq lists its product as uncharacterized. Bases 311 to 877 code for a protein of 188 amino acids. The record is from RefSeq and is a predicted model, not a curated record. The transcript has 3 exons. NCBI's taxonomy places the organism in Eukaryota, Metazoa, Arthropoda, Insecta, Coleoptera, Silphidae.
AAAGGUUUAUUUUCUUCUUUCGAAGAUGAUAACCAGGUAUCAAUUCAAGCGCAAAACACAGCCUCUGAAUUGAUGCAAGACCGUACGCAUUUACCUUCUCGAGGUUGCACCUGUUUUAUACAGAAAAUGUAGCGGAUCUCGUUUUUAUCCGCUAGAUUUAUCAUACGUUGAUUUAUCUAUAGGAUUUAAAUGACAUUUAUUUCAUAUCCUUGUCCUUUCCUCAUUCCAUUAAAAUAUUGUUCCGUUGUGGAUGCAAAGUAUUAAAUAUAACAAAAGAUCGUCUGUGCUAUAACCUUCUCUUAGUAUUCGGAUGAAUCCCCCUGAAAAUUCAGUCAUUGAAAUCGAUGCCUUCUCGUGUCCUACACGUCUGCAGCUGUGGUUCAUGUUGGGAACAUCCGAGGGUGGUUUUUUCAUGAAUAACAGUCCGAUUCCUAGGUUCAGCAAAGAGCUUUCGAGCUUGCUGAAUGAGGUGGUGCAACACAUUCAGAACCUGGAGAAUCUGCACCUGGACCAAGAUGCGUACUAUAUGUACGUGGAGAAGUACACGAAGCAGGCGAGCGAUGACAUCGAGAUGAUGCGAAUCAACUACUCCAUGCAAUAUCCGUCGCACAACGGCGACAUCUUCCUGGUCGCCACCAAAGCCCAGAAGCAACUGGGCAUAUGGUACGAGCAAAUCUUCCCCGGCAGGAAGUGCAUACUUACGGAUGCUUUGGUCGCGGCAGCCAGUUACGUCGUCGACGGACCUGCCAUGAGUCUGGGCGGCUCGUUCGGUUUCCACAACUUCCAACCGUAUCCCGGCAUCGUCGGCAUUCCCGUGAGGACGCCUCUGGCAGAGUUCAACUCACCCCUGUUCUCAUUUGCUGUCGGUAAAAAGUAGUUUAAAAUAAAAUACGACUCUACCAAUACCAUGUACCAAAUCCACACGAAAACACCCUGUAUAUAUUAAUGUAGCAUAGGCAACACAACAUUCGCAGUCCUGUGCAGUUACCUGUUAACAUAGCUAGUUGUCGGUAGAUGGCGGUAGUGUUUUCAUAAUAUGAUAGUAUACCACCAAACCAUUCGAUAUU